Messenger RNA from Solea senegalensis (Senegalese sole), 5472 nucleotides. Its product is annotated as myocardin. The record is from RefSeq and is a predicted model, not a curated record. Bases 373 to 2883 code for a protein of 836 amino acids. The transcript is spliced from 16 exons. Lineage: Eukaryota; Metazoa; Chordata; Actinopteri; Pleuronectiformes; Soleidae. Gene Ontology annotation, biological process: smooth muscle cell differentiation.
GGGAGAGGGGCAGAGAGAGAGGGUGAGUUUCUAUCGUACGGGGACGCAGGAGCCACAGAUCCUGUCUGUCCUUGCGUUGCACCUCUAGGAACAAAAAAGAACCAGAAGUGUGGAAAAGGGGGGAAAAGAACAUGAAAGAAAGAAAUCGUCAUUAAACGCACUACGAAGUUUUCUCUUUCCAUCUCUUCCUCCAUCUCGUACCUCUUUCAAUUUAAUCUUAAAUCCACUCCAAUUUCCCCCAAGGGACUCAAUUCUCUCUUUUCAUUGAGAGACAGAAGGAGAGGGGUCCAUUCCUCCUGGUCGACUGGCACCAGGUGCUUCCUCUUUCUCUCUGCUCCACUCCCUCGCUCCCCCCGCACCCUCUCCUCCACCAUGACACUGCUGGCCUCAGAGAGGUCACUCCUCAUCCGGAACAAGUUCCGCUCAGUGCUGCAGCUGAGGAUCCAGAACCGAAGGCAGAGUGAAAUCAAUGCGGACUCUGGGUUGAAACCUACUGGUCCCCAACAAAAAGCAGAGAAAGACCAGAGUGAAUCUCGACGUCUAACUGAUGAUGGUGCCACUCAGAAGUUGCCCCCUAGUGGUCAGCAUGGUGAAACUGCUGCACAAGAGAGGACUGUGUGCGGUGCCCAGAGGCAGAAGAAAGCUCGCCAGGUGCAGGACCUCACCGAGAGGAUCCAGUGUGUACCUGGAGUGGAGCAGCAGCAUGAACACACACUGCCCCUGGAGAACUGUCCCGCUUCUUUCCCUCUGCCCGCUGAUGUCUUCGAAGAUGACAUCUCCUCCUGCGCUUCCUCCUCCCCCACUGAGCAACAAAAUGUCCACCAAUCACCAGCCUUCUCGGCUUUGCAGGGGCUGUCAGGUGACCAACUGCUGAGCGACUUCUCAGUUGUGGGCCAGCCCCUGAACCACAGCCCCAGUCAUGCUCAGUCUGGUUUGUCGUUGCGUCCGGCAACCGAGGGCAUUAGACAACCUAUGAGUGUAACACUGGGUGAAUCAAACUCCAUGGCAACAACUGGGAGACCAAAUGGGAUGUUUCUGACCUCUCAGACCACGCCCCUGCUGCCAAAGACAGCUCAGCCUCCCAGCCCAACAUGCAGCUCCUCUUUGCCAUCCUCCCUCAACUUCAACCACCUCCCCCGCUCUCGGAAACCGAGGGACGUUAAACCCAAAAUGAGGAAACUCAAGUAUCACCAGUACAUUCCUCCGGACCAGAGAGGAGGGUCUGGGGCUGGAGGAGGAGGAGCCAAACAGAAAAGCCCUACCUGUACCCAGUCUUUAGACCCAGCCUAUUCCCAUCUGCUGAAGCAGCAGCAGGUCAUACUCCAGCUUCAAAUCCUCCAGAACCAGCAGCAGCAGCAGCAGCAGCAGCAGCAGCUACAACCGCAACAACAACAGAUCACAGUCGUGCCUAGCAGAGAUCACAGUGAUCUUGUGAAGGGCUCUGGAGCUAUGCCACUGAACCCCCAGCCCGUCCCUGCUGCAACAAACCACACUCCCGUGGACGCAAACCAGACGUCCAAACAUGAACCUCUGCCUGCAAAUCUCGUCGAUUUAACAGUGUCAGAGUUGCGUCAGCAGCUGCGUAAGCGAGGCCUCCAUGUGUCCGGUACCAAGCCCGCCCUGUUGCAGCGUCUCCUUCCCUUCCAGCUUACCCACACAUGUGUCACCCCUGCUCCCCUCUGCCAGAUGGGAGCCAGUCUUGAGCCCGUCACCCCCUGUCCCCCGCUGGCACCCAGCCAGAGCCCCGGCUCGAGCUCCACCUCUGGACCAGACUCGCCCAACAGUAGCCUGAAUCAACAGCUUUACAUCCAGGACAGAGGAAUUCCUAAUGGAAUUCUGAACACUGUGUCCAACAGGUUCACAAACACUGCACCAGCCACUUUGGCAGGUGAACAGUGCAGCCUCACUAAUGCAGUCUUUCUGGCUCCAGCCAGCACCGCCUCAGGAACUCCCAGUCCCAGUCUACCCAUGUCGUCCUCUUCGCCCCUUCAGUGUGGAACUCCCUGGAGAACUGAGAGCGAGCAGCAUCAGCAACAGCAGCAGCAGCAGGAGCUGAGCGUGGAGCUGGAGAUGAGGGAGAGGAUACGGAGCAGGCACAGGGACCGCUCCACUACUGCUGGAAAUGAGUCUUGUGAAGGAUCCCUUCAUCCUUUCCUGCAACAGGAUUCAGGAUGCUCUAGGGGGAAAACAGAACCAGAUGCCCAGAGAGAGGUGUUGUUUACACAGGUGUUUUGUUUUCAACCGUGUGAUGUGAUUGGCCAGGACUUUGAGCUGCCAGUGCAGAUUACAGCGAGUCCUGUGCAGACCUCACCCAUGGUUCGCAGUUUAGAGGAAGAACUACAGGAGGCCAUCCAGAAAGCACAGUUGGACCCUCGGCAGUCCAUAGACGACAUCCUGGAUGAGCCUAUUACUUGUAGGGGCUCUGUCAAUGACUCUGAUCUUAAAUCCCCUGCCCACUCAGCUCCUGGCCCUUCUCCUCCUCCUCCUCUCCUCCUCCUCCUCCUCCUCCUCCUCCUCCCAGCCCCCCAAGUCGAUCAGUCCCAGACCUCACAGCAACAAACAAGGGACGACAACUUUCUGCCUUCGCCACUUUGCUCCUCUCUUUUACUGGAGCUUCCUCCAUCUCCUGCUGGAAUAAACUCCAGCCAGGUUGUGCCAACUCCUCCCCCACCUCCCAUCUGCACCUCCCCUCUGCCGUCCACUGGGAAGUCACGGAAACGACGGGCUCCCACGCUGUUUGACGCCGCAGACUGGCUUGAGACGCUGACGUCUGGCCUCCGCCCUCUUACUCCACCGACAGCUCCCUUUGUGGAGUCGGACUUCAGUCUGGAUUCAGAUUUGAAUGUCAACCGAGUGUUGGAUCUGAUGAUAGAGCAGUGGUGAGGAUUUGUGUGCACAUAUCUGUUUGUAACUUUUUUUUUGUCGAUACAGUAGAUUUGUGUUGUGACAUAUUUUGUGAUGGUGAUGAAUGGGGCAAACUGUAUGUAUCCCGCUGAGGGCACAAGAUUGUGAACAGAGGCCUCCAUCCAUCCAUCAGUGAUCGCCUGUCAGAGUUCCUGGCUCCACGCAAUGUCGAGAGCUGGAUUCUCUGCAGGGAUCAGAUCAAACAUAGCUUUGAUGGGGCAACGAGAGCACAAACACAUGCGCCCGGUGCACACACAUGCACGCACAUGCACAGCGCUGUUUAAAAGCACUUGGGUUCAGCCAGAAAAGGCAAACAGGCCACACAUCUGUGGAUUAACACACUCCACAGCACAAGGUGUGCAGUGCCAAACAAAAGAAAAGCUGGUGGCAUAUUCAUUUAAACAUGCUUCCUGGCCACACUGGGAGAAUGUUGUUUCUGACUUAUCUCCAAAACCUGUUGUUGGAUUGGGUUGAUUAUGGUCCCUGGUGUUGACUCAGUCGUUGAGUCCCAGCCAUUCAUAAAGCCCAUUUAGAGUGUGUAGAAGCCAGGCAGAGCACACAGCUUGUGUGUGGCUCCAGACCUUAACCCCGGUGCCAGACACACAGUCGGCAUGCAGAGAGAGAAAGCUGGCAGAAACCACAAACAAGCAGUGUGUGUGCACACAUGUUUGAAUAAAUGUGCACUUUGUGAGUGUGAGUGUGAGUGUGUGUGUUUGUCAAGUAUGCAUGUGUUCAGUAUGUCUGACUAUGUGUGACUGUGCAAACAGGACUGGUUUGUUUGUGGGUGUUAACGCACAAAUGCUUCCAUGUAUAUUUAUCAGCAUUAAUGCCAAAAUGCACUUGUAGCUAUUUGUCCAGUCUCAUUUACAUGUGCCAAUGUGUGUGUGUGUGUGUGUGUGUGUGUGUGUGUGAUUGAUGAGUGAGAGGAUAUGUGGGAAAGACACGGGAAAAGGAUGAGGAGAAAACCUGUGUCCACAUUUCAGACCAGACAUUUCACUGUAGUCUCAUUGCCAUCGGGCAGUAACUCCAGUGUAGUUAUCCUGUGUAAUCAUCAGAAUAACCACAUUACCUUGCUCAAUUCACUGUUCUCUGGGAAAGCAAUCAGGCAGCCACACCGCCAGUAGUCCCAGUACAAAUGAACCAAUCAGAUGAGUGAAAAACAGGUGGUCGCUUUGCUCCCUGAUUUGCCCCCAACAGUGCCUGGCCUGCUACUCAGUGCUUCCCUGCCAGUAGCAAUGGCGGAUGUAUCAAAACUCAUAAACCUACCCCAAAGCCACACCUGUUCACUUAGUAUGAAUUAAUUCCACAAAUGUAUUAUUUGAAAUUGUAAAAUCUUUUGCUGUACACGUUCAGUGUACAAAACGACCAUUUCUUUGAAGAGAAGAAUGCACUGUAGGAUUAGCACGAAAUAGUAGAGUUGGUGAAUAAUGUAACAUGUCCCAUGACCAGGGAAGAGCUCAGCAGUUGACACAGCUUUUGCUGCUCAUUUUCUUAAUGUUGACGCUGAUCUUGCUUUUAUAUUCUACAUGAUUUAAUGGUCAUGCAGGAAUGGGUAUCAUUCUUUUUGUUUGCAUAGUACAUGUUCAGAGAAUUGUGUUCGUUCUCAGCCUCACUCGCCAUAAUGACAUGAAGAGUCCAGAGCUUAGCUGCCAUUAACCCCUGCUGCAUCAGAUAAAUGUAAUUCAGAUCAAAGAUCCAGCUUCAAAUCCUAAGGACAGUAUUCUCUGUCCUUAAUUGGCUGACUGACCCAUCAAUCAUGGAAGAGAACUCUGAUUGGCUCACCCACAUCUGUAACAGUUACACAGUUUAAUAAGUAGCUGGAUGUCCUCCUGUAAGGCCACUUUAAUGUUUUGUGAUUUGUGUAAAGGCCACAGAAAGGGGCAGAUCUGAGGUCAUGUCAUCUUUGUGUCGGCCUGUUUUUUUUUUUUGUGUGUGUGAUGGUAAAUCAGUGUCUUACUGAUCAGGACAGCUGCAGUGAAUAGUCAGAGAAAUCCCCACUGUGCAUCUGCAAAGCUUCAGCUUUAUGUUGGAGCAACUGUUGUACGGCAUUCACCAGACAGACUAUGAAAAGUGCAGUUAGAUGUGAAUGGGGUGCUAUGAUAAUCAUAGUGAUCAAUAAGCAUUGCCUGUACUGCAUAAAAAAAAGGAAAAAAGAAAAAGGAAUAAAAAAGAAAAUUGAUAGACAGGAGAGUAAGAUGCUACCUCCUGUGACUUCCAGUGCUUUAGGGCCUACGCCAGUAUUCUCCUUGUUUCUCAUUUAAUUUCCGAAAGUUGGUACAGAGUCUCCCGAAACACCCCUGAGACAGUUUCAACGGUUUAACAAACCAAGGUUUAAUACUUGUGCUCUUAACUGGGUUUGUAACUGGAUUUGGUCUACAGAUGGUCAACAGGAAAAACACGGGUGUUUCUGGUAACCGAGACUCUGUUAACCCUCUUCUGCUGCUAUAAAUGCCUUAUCAUUAAAAAUGUGCUUCUAUUUAUUAUGUAACUUAUUAAUGCAAAAUGUAUCACCCUCUGUCCAACAUGUAUUUAAAAGCAUUAAGAAAAUUAAAGUCUUAAUAGAUUUUC